Syngnathoides biaculeatus (alligator pipefish) is the source of this 5304-nucleotide messenger RNA. RefSeq names its product cGMP-dependent protein kinase 2. The transcript has 20 exons. Gene Ontology annotation, molecular function: ATP binding; cGMP-dependent protein kinase activity. The coding region runs from base 1369 to 3645 and encodes 758 amino acids. The record is from RefSeq and is a predicted model, not a curated record. Gene Ontology annotation, biological process: protein phosphorylation. NCBI's taxonomy places the organism in Eukaryota, Metazoa, Chordata, Actinopteri, Syngnathiformes, Syngnathidae.
UUCUUCACUGUAUGCCAUUCCUAUUACCUUACACCCUGUUGGUGUGAUCACAUGGAUGCAUGGAACAGGCCACAGGACACUCUUCUUCUGGUCCCUGCAAUUGUCAGAAGAUAAUUUUUCAACCAACUCAAAUAAAUACUCAACGAUGGCAUAACAUUUUAUUAAUACGGUUGAUAACACAUACUACAGUCUUAAAUCAAUGAACCAUUUAACACUGUUUAACUUAUUUUUUUUUUUGCAUUAAAUAUUUGUGCAGAAAACAUCCUUGACCAAGACUUUAAAAGAAGGAUCUGACUCAUCUCCAAUCCAAAUCCAAAAAUAUCCAUUUUAGUUACCUUUGGUGUAUCACUGUCAAACUCAUCAUUGAUGAAUUGCUUCAGUUCUGGUGCCUCGUGCAGCCAUGAACAGUGAUCCCAUCUUGCUCCCACAGCAUGUCAUCCUCUGAGCCAUUGAUGGGGUUUGUGAGGAAACAUUUUCUGAAUCCCUAGAGUCUUGGUUCCCUUUAUUUCUCAUUAUUGUCAGUGCUUUGACCGUGCUAACAGCCUCUUUCCCCCGUUCGGCUUCAAUCUGUGCUCUACAUCGCGUCAGAUCGCGAUCAAAACCAAAGCUCAAACUAUGCAGAAAUGAGCAGAAUGGGCACUUUUUGAAAAAAGUGAGCAUUUCAAUUGCGUACACUCACCCUUUUUUUUUUAAAUGAUCGUACCAUCGUACUACGUAGUUUCAGCUCACGUUGUUUUGCUUCCAGUUUGGCUGCGUCAUUGGCCGGAGUGGUGAAACAUUUGUUUUAAAAGUGGCUGUGGCCCUUGUAGUUGACAUUUUUGUCUUUGUUUAGGUUAAAACAAACUCAGGGGCAAUCGUUUAUGAUGUUUGGUGCAGUAACAAUAAAUAUGCUACGCAAAUGAUUGUAAAAUGCAAAGCUUCCCCCCCCCCCCCCCCCCAGGAGAUCAGCGUUCAGAGUUCGGGUUGGUGGCGCACAUUACCAUAAUAUAUAGAAAUCUUUAACAGUAGACAUUGAAUAUCAUAUUGAAAUGUAUAUGUAUACCUUUUUUUUACCACUCUUUGUACCUGUAUACGACUAUAUAAUGUGCUUGUCUUUUUUAUUUUUCAUCCAUACCUAAAUAUAAUGCGCUCUAUUGACGUUUUGAAAAUAUUUUUGGUAAAAAUUCCACAUUAUUUUCAAGAAAUUACGGUACAUUAUUGUGCAUGUGAUCCUUUAAUUGUAAACCCUUAAUUGAAAACAAUAUUCUAGUACAUUUUUAGCAUAAAAAACAGACACAUCAGGCUUAUCCUGUUGCAGAGCAUCUAAAAAUACUUCAUUUUCAAAAUGCUCUGAGAGCAGCUCUUAAGGCAGAAGGCCUAUGUCUGGACAUGGGCAACGGUUCAAUAAAGACCCCACGUCCUGAGGAGAAAACCUGUCUGGCAUCCAACCACAAAGACCCCCCAGGCCUGCAAUCAGACAUCUUGAGGAUGCGACUAGAAUACUUGGAAUUGGAGCUGGCACAGAGGGACCACGUGUUAGAAGCUCAAGAACUUCACUUGCAGCAUCUGCAGAGGGAGCUAGAUGCAAAGGUCUCCCAGAUUGACAAACUCCAGGAUGCUAUAGGCUACAACAACAGCUUAGGAUGUGGACCACCAGAACUGUGCCACCGGUGCUUCAGUGUCAUCAAUCAAUGUCCCAGUCGUUUCCACAAGGUUGCUGUGGAGGUCCACCAAAGGCUAAAAGCAAAGGAAGGUGUCUCUGCUGAACCUACUUCAGAAAACUUCUGUGGGGGGCUUAGACCUAUUCACAUUUCCAUAGUGAAGCCCAUACGCAAAGAUUCAGAAAUUAAAAAGCUAAUGAAUGACGCCAUCACAAACAAUGACUUCCUGAAGAGAUUGGAGCCGCAGCACAUGAGGGAGAUGGUUGACUGUAUGUAUGAGAAGGUGUACACUAAAGGACAGCUCGUCAUCCAAGAAGGGGAAUCUGGAAACUACCUCUAUGUUUUGGCAGCUGGGUUGCUGGAAGUCAUUCAGAGUGGCAAGCUACUUAGUGAAAUGCAUCCUGGAACAGCAUUUGGAGAACUGGCAAUCCUGUAUAAUUGCAAAAGAACGGCCACCGUAAAAGCUGUGGUCAAGUCCCACAUAUGGGCCUUGGAUCGUCAGACUUUCCAGGCGAUCAUGAUGCGGACUGCACAAGCCCAACAUGAAGAGUAUUUCAGCUUUUUGCGCAGUGUGUCUCUGCUUCAAGAACUGCCAGAAGAGAAACUUGCCAAGAUCGUUGAUUGUCUUGAAGUAGACUAUUUUCAAAAGGGAGAGUACAUCAUUCGUGAAGGUGAAGAUGGAAACACCUUUUUUAUCAUAGCAAAGGGGGAAGUGAUUGUGACACAAAGCACGGAGGGUUUUGCUGAGCCUCAACAAAUCAAGACCCUUGGAGUUGGAGAUUACUUUGGAGAGAAAGCGCUCAUCAGUGAAGAGCUUCGCUCGGCCAACAUUGUCUGCAAUGAGAAUGACACGCACUGUCUGGUGGUGGACAGGGACAACUUCAACCAGAUGGUGGGGACCUACGAGGAACUUCAAGCUUACUUGAAAGAAUAUGUAGAAGAACUUUGCAGGAAUGAUGAGAGGAGGAAUGCCCUGCCACAUUCACCACUGAUGGAAUCUACAGAGGUUCAAGAGCUGAGAAGGUUAAAGGAAAGGAUUGUCCUACUACCACAUAAUCAGCCUUUCCAGCAGUUGGAGGUGGUAGCAACAUUGGGCGUGGGAGGAUUUGGACGAGUGGAGCUGGUGAAACUAAAGGAUGAGGACACUACAUUUGCUCUGAAAUGCAUUAAGAAGAAGCAUGUCGUGGACACCAGACAGCAGGAACACAUUUACUCAGAAAAGAGCAUCCUUCACCAAACCAACUCGGCAUUUAUCAUUAGGCUAUUCCGAACAUUUCGUGACACUAAAUAUGUCUACAUGCUAUUGGAGGUGUGUCUUGGAGGAGAGCUGUGGACUGUACUGCGCGACAUGAAUUAUUUUGAUGAACCGACUGCCAGAUUUUGCAUAGGUUGUGUCUUAGAGGCUUUUGAUUACCUUCACAAGAUGGGUAUCAUUUAUAGAGACCUCAAACCAGAAAACCUUCUCCUUGAUGCAAAAGGUUAUGUUAAAAUGGCUGACUUUGGGUUUGCAAAAAAGAUUGGUCUUGGUAAGAAGACCUGGACAUUCUGUGGGACCCCGGAGUAUGUGGCUCCAGAGGUCAUUAUGAACAAAGGCCAUGACUUUGGGGCUGACUGCUGGUCUUUAGGAAUCCUCAUAUUUGAACUUCUAACGGGCAAUCCCCCAUUUGGUGGAUCAGACCCAAUAAAGAUCUACACAAUGGUCCUUUAUGGCAUUGAGAAGGUGGACUUCCCAAAGAGAAUAGGCAGGCGUCCAGAUGACCUCAUCAGGAGACUCUGCAAGCAAAACCCAGUGGAGAGGGUGGGGAACAAAAAGAACGGGAUCAUCGACAUCAAGAAGCACAAAUGGUUCCAGGGGUUCAACUGGGAGGGAUUGAGGGGGCACAAGCUUCUGUCACCUUUGAAGAGAGAGCUGAAUGGCCCAAUGGAUCACAGUCACUUUGACAUCUUUCCUCCUGACAUGGAAAUUACCCCUGAUGAGUCUUCUGGAUGGGAUAAAGACUUCUGAUUUCUCGCGCAAAAAUUCCUUAAUCAUCUGCCAUGCACUCCUCCUAAUCCUGUGUGACGACAUCUGGAUCGGAUUUGAAGAUGGACAGAGAUGGAUGUAGUUAGUCACUUAAUUUUAUUUUCUUGACAUACAAUAUACUGUCUAAACUUUAGGGAUUGCCUCCAUCCAAAAAAAAAUAUUUUCCAGUUUUCUUGUAUAGAUAUGGUUGUCAAACUUGGGCUCUCAGAUUUGCAAAAAUAAUUUCAAUAAAGUGUCAUAUAAUUUUAAAACUUGCAUACCCAGAUAGGAGGACUGGUGGAACAACCUUCACAUGCUUUAUUUUUCCAUCGUGUGACUACUUUCUGUUUUGUUUUGCUUUUUUGGGGUUUUUUUUUUUGUUGUUGUUGUUUUUUGUUUUUUUAUAAAGAUGAGUUGAGUGCAGCUAGACAGAUAAUUGUUUGGCUUUUUUUUUCUCUGUCACUUCUGUACAAUGUUUGUUUGGACUUCAGUAAGGGGUGACAUCUAGUCAGACUUGUACCUUUUCCUGUCUCUGCAAAGACUUUUUUUCCUUGUAAUAAAAAUUCACAAAGACAAGAUGACUUUCUUUCUUAUUCUGUCAGAAAAAGAUACGAUAAAGACAAAAUAGUUUCCAUCCGAGGACCAUUAUUUACUGAAAACUGUAAUAUAUAAAUGUACAAAUGCCUCUGCAUAUUAUAGCAUACUGUAAUUAGUAUUACUUAGGGGAAUCAUAAAAAGGGAGAUUCUUAAUGAACAUCAAUCAUUCCCAGAUUUUUGCUAAUUACAAUUGAGCCUAAUCCUUGUCACUGGCACAGUACACAACAAGAUUGAUGGAUAUCUAGUUUUACAAAUAACUUUGAUGCUUUCUUCAAGUACAUUUUUUUUUUAAGUUUGAUAUUUUUUUAAAGGCUGUAGUAUCUCCUGAUCAAAAGUGACUAUAAUUUUCAAUAAUGGUAUAGAUUUGUGAAGUAGAAAAUGACUUGCUUUAGCAGGCCACAGAUAAUAUUGCGGUGGGCUGCAUUUGGCCCCCAGGACUUGCAUUUGUACUAAAGGAUUGCGUUUGCAAAAAUGGUUGCAAACUUUAUAGCUCACACAAACAGAUGCUGAAGUUGAUCCACAACUACUGGGGCACGCAUCAAUAUAUAUUUUUUUUAAAUACAAAACACAAGUUAUCAUGACAAAGUAUUUUACUUGUACAAUUAAUACUGUAUACGUGUAUAUGAGGUGCAGUUAUGGUUGUUUUCUACUUGGGGUCGCUGCCCUCAGACGACAGUUUAGAUGACAGAUGACAAUUUAGUUAAAGUUCUUCCACUUUGACAAAGGAAACCUCUUGUGUGUGUUUAUUUCUCAGUCAGUAUCAUAAUAUAGGUGUACUUUUUUAUCCUUGAGACAGAAUUGCAUAAUACUGUAUCUGUAUGUUUAAAAUUUUACAACCCCUGCUUUUUAGGUCACAAUUCUCAUUUGCCGUGUGUCACCGCAAACUCUUUUUGAGCGUGCGAGACCAUCAGCAGUAGAAUGAAGGAUUCAAACAGCUUUUUCCUGAGGAUUUCAAAUAUCUAUUUCUAUUACUUUUUCUAGAAAAAAAAUCGGGUUGUAACCAGCAUCUUGGAAUGAACUGUAUUCAACCUUGUACUGUAAAUUGCGUAAAAUAUUGAUGCUUCU